Molecule: messenger RNA, 981 nt
Organism: Trypanosoma theileri
Lineage: Eukaryota; Euglenozoa; Kinetoplastea; Trypanosomatida; Trypanosomatidae
Product: heat shock protein
Exons: 1
Coding region: 1-981 (326 amino acids)
Source: RefSeq, a predicted model, not a curated record
AUGCAAAGUCUAGCAAAACAUCUUUUUAGGUCUCAGUACCAUUCAACUUCUCUCUUAUUAAGAGGUGGAUCUUCUUUUGGGUUACAUGGUGCUCUUUUCAGUAAUCAUCGUUUCUGUGCUACAACAACAACAAUGGAACGACUAGUAAUUAAUGCCUCUAACUGGAAUGACAGUAAUUAUUACCAUCGUCUUGGUUUUCACGAGGAGGUCCGAGAUAUUCACAGGAUUAAAGAACACUACCGAAUUUUGGCUAAACACUUUCACCCUGAUAACCCAAACGCUCCUAAAGAUGCAACUGUUGCCUUUCAAAAUAUAAAAGAAGCUUAUGAACAUAUUUUAGCUAACGCUAAAGAAAAAACAGAAGGUAAUACUAAUACAGAAUUUUCUGCAGGAUUUCGUUUCUCCGAUCAGGAGAGACGAAAACAGCAAAUGCGUUUCUUAGGUGAUGGUGUCCCUCUUUUUAUGGUGAUGACCAUUAUAUUUAUCUUUAUUGUAUCUCGGCAUAAUAAAGAACGCUUGCAGGCUCGUUAUUUAUGGCACUUGGUACUUAUUUUUUUCACUAUUCAAUUAUUUCCAAGGCUUUUGGCAGCGGCUAUUCUUUUCGCAUGCCAUACAAAUUAUCUGGUGAAAUUGGAAGAAUUCAAAGAGCAGGCAGCCACCUCUGUGGUGGUGGAAAAGGGAAAAAAUCAUCUCUUAAUAACAUUGGAAGGAAUAGCUGAAGAAUUAAAAGAUAAUAUUAUAGUACAGGUAACAACAACAGUUCCGGUAAAACAACAAUCCCAAGGUGUUCCUAUUGCAGUAAGAAAAGAAACCAAUAAUGAUUCAAUAGGAGAAGCAUCUGUGUCCACUACACUCACCUUUGACGCUGGUGUAUUCACCGUGUCUGUUCCUUCCCCAUCGGAGGGAAAAGCAGAAUACCGUAUUAAGGCGGUAGAUGAAAAGAGGGGAUUUGUGGUAGCUGACCACACUUUGCAGAUUUAA